Molecule: messenger RNA, 2735 nt
Organism: Exophiala oligosperma
Lineage: Eukaryota; Fungi; Ascomycota; Eurotiomycetes; Chaetothyriales; Herpotrichiellaceae
Exons: 1
Coding region: 826-2541 (571 amino acids)
Biological process (GO): proteolysis
Cellular component (GO): fungal-type vacuole
Molecular function (GO): aspartic-type endopeptidase activity
Source: RefSeq, a predicted model, not a curated record
CAGCCUCAUUGAGACCCGAGGGUUUGUUCCUUUUCACAUCUCGCAACUCGCGCUCAGAAGAAAAGCAUCUUGACAUAUUCACUCGUUCAAGUGGCCUUGUUAUACUAUUUCCCAUCAUAUACGCUCGCUACCAUAUCAUCCUUCACUCGCAAAAGAUCAUUGAGCCCAUUCUUAUAUCUGGAGCCUCCCACCAUUUCCACGAUUUCGCUUGGUCUGCAGCUGGCGUCGAUGGACUUCACCUCUUCAGUACUCACAACGUGAUGUGCUGCCUGUGGACGACCUGCAUUUUUCAUUACUCGAGUAUCGCCUAUGGUGGUCUUCUCCUCCUUUCCCUCGUUCUUCCGCGACAAUGCUCUGCUGCCAAUGCGCACCCCGAGCCAGUUGUCGCGACUACUACCACCAAUUUUCUGGGAUACGAUGGCGCCUGGUCUGCAGUUAGCAUCCGCGUGGGUACGCCUGAGCAAUGGCUGAGUGUCUUCCCGAGUACUCUGAGUCAAGAGACGUGGGUUGUCGGUCCUCUUGGAUGCGACGGAACUUCGACUUGCCAGAACAAAAGAGGAGGGCUUUUUUCGGCGAAUCAGUCAUCCACAUUCAUUCCGAAAGGAUACUUUGAGCUCAACACGGACGCGCAGCUAGGUACUGAUGGUUCUGGAUACUAUGGUCUCGAUACAAUCGCACUCGACGAUCGCGUAUCGGUUCCCGACCAGAUUCUCGCCCUCGUAAACUCCACCGAUCACUGGAUUGGGACAUUGGGUCUGGGUGUCCAACAGACUCGCUUCACUGGUGACAGGAACAAUCUCCCAUUUCUAUCAAGCCUAGUGCAGAAUGGUAGCUUCAUUCCUAGCCACAGCUAUGGAUAUACUGCGGGAGCCUCAUAUCGUGGGUGUUAACGUCCCAGAUCUUGUGGGAGGUACUAACAUCGUUGUAGGCCUCAAAGGCGUUCCGGCUUCCCUUACUCUGGGUGGUGUUGAUGCGAAUCGAUUUGUCGCCAAUGACUUGACAUUUACUCUGAGUGCCGAUUACGCUCCUGUAGUGGCCAUCAAUGCCAUAUCAGUCACUUCCUCGCCCUCGAACGGCGAAUCUUUGCCAUCUAACUGGAACUCCAACCCACAACAAUUAUUUCAUUCGAGCCAGGUAGAUUCGAGCUUGUUCACCAUAGACACGUCUACGCCUUUCCUCUGGCUUCCGGCGGCAGCUUGUGAUGCCUUCGCUGACUCCUUGAAUUUGACCUACGACGACAACCUCCAAUUGUACCUGUUUCCAGACGGCAACUCUUCAUCGCCAGAUAGACUUUCCGGUUGGAAUCUAACAUUUACCUUCGCUCUCAGCAAUCUGCCCGGAUCAUCCGAAGAGAUCAAGCUAACACUUCCCUACGAUGCUUUUAACCUCCAGUUGUCAUAUCCAUUCCCGAAACUCGACGCGGAUUUCUCAUCACCCCCGACCAACUACUUCCCAUUACGAAAAGCAGCAAAUUCAACUCAAUAUACCAUCGGACGAGCCUUUCUGCAGGAGACCUACUUGACAGUCGACUAUGAGCGCAACAAUUUCACCCUUUCACAAGCCGUCUUCAAUUUGGAUGCCGUUGGUAAUGUAAACCUACUAGCUAUUACACGACCAGCUGAUAGCAUCUUCCCGGGUCCUGAAUUAAAUGGCCACUCUGGGCUUUCCACCGGCGCCGCUGCAGGCAUUGGUGUAGGAUGUGCUGCGGUUGUCAUAAUAGCGGCCGUGUUGAUCUGGGUUUUCUGCUUCCGCAAACAAACUUCGAAAGAUGCAGACACUGCUGAGAAGCCGAAAAGGCGCAGUAUAUUCACCCGCUUACACAAGGGACCGGGAUCUAAGACUUCGGUUUCCGAGCUUUUGGGCGACAAGCGCCACCCUACUGAAGUUCCUGCCGAUACAUCAGCCACCAGAUUCGAACUGUCAGCCAAUACAGCAAUUGAGAUGCCAGCAGCGCCCGUGUCCCCGCAGUUCUACACAAGCAAUGUACAAGAAGGGCACAGAGGAUCAAUGCUGGUUAGAAACGACCCCAGACGGCCAGCGGAGCUCGAGAAUCAAGAUUCAACGACGAAGGCGGCCGAGGCAGCCAUGACUGAGCGGUCUAGCUCUCCUGUGCCACCUUAUUCACCUCCAGAAGCCAACAAUGGCCGCCUUAGCAGCAGCAUCAGUCCCAAUAGCCUACGGAACAGUCGGGCUUUUGGGACUGUUUCGUCUGGAGAGCAAGGAAUCAGUCCAAUUGGCGUAAGCAGCAAUGGACACUCGAGACAAUCAAGCAACAGCAAUAGCAGGUCACUCCCUAGUCCUGUGUCGCCCGAAACGACCUCCAGACCUCCACAAAACUUUUCAGGCAGCUCAGGCGAUAGUCCUCUAACCGAUACUAGUCGUUCCAGCCUGAUGGUACCGCAACUCAAUGGUCGUCCUCCAUCGCGAUCUCCAAGUACCGGCAGCAGAUUCGUUGAAGAAGGCUUAAGCACCGUGUCAGAAGAGCGAGCGUCAAGCCCUCCAGAAGGCCGUCCGAGCCCUAGAUUCAGCUGGGAAGAUUGAUUCUUCGUGCGCAGGUCGCAGCUAUCUAGUGCUGUUUAACGAUGCCAUGACCGAGAUGCCUUUAAUGCUGGGGGAAAGUCUGGAAUGGAUUUUUUUCUGUAGCAGACCUGUUGUUAUUGUAUUAAAAUGAGACGUUCUGGUGUAGCCCGUAAUGUUGAGUGAUCCUGUUGGAUGUUAAAUGUCAUUCAUUGUUA